Molecule: messenger RNA, 1326 nt
Organism: Phaeoacremonium minimum UCRPA7
Lineage: Eukaryota; Fungi; Ascomycota; Sordariomycetes; Togniniales; Togniniaceae
Exons: 2
Coding region: 1-1326 (441 amino acids)
Source: RefSeq, a predicted model, not a curated record
AUGGCGAUGAACUACGUGGAGAAGCUGGAGCAAAGCCACAGGGCGCUGGAGAGAAAGAUCAAAGACACAGAGAGAGAGCUACGGCGGCGGAGGAGUCCAACAGAGGCGGAGGCUGCCCAGAUCACUACACCGCCCAUCUCGGUGCCGGAGUUGCUGAAGAGGCAGGACCAGAACCAGAUCGACGACCUAAAUCGCCGCCUGCAGUCCGCGCAGCAGUCGGCGAAUGAUGCGCUGCAGGCCUUGAGCCAACAGUCACGACAGGUCUCCCAGUCCUCGCAACAGCUGUCGCAGCAGUCGCAACAGCUAUCCCAAUCCAGCACGCGGCUCGAGUCGGAAAGUCGUCGGCUCUCUCAGAGUCUACAGCAGGCGCAGCAGAGCGCGCAGCAGGCUGGUGAUGCCGCCCGCCAGGCCUCCGAUUCUGCUACACGGGCUGUCAGUUCUGCCGAGUCCAGCGCAAGCGCGGCCAUAUCGGCAGCCAUAGCCAGCGUCACCAGCAGCGCCGGGCAGAGCGCCGCGAGCAUGAUCAGCGCGGCUAGCCAGUCGGCCCAGAGCAUCAUGGACUCGGCGGCCAGCAUGGUGCAGCAGGCGCAAGCGGACGCCACUCUCGCGAGGGCUGAUGCCCAGAACCAAGUUGUCCAAGCGCAAGGCACGGCCGUCUCGAUCACCCAGGCGGCGAUUGCCAUUGUUGCUAGCAUACUGGGCAGCUCGCUGCUUACUAUCCUGGCCUUCUGGUGCGUGCUACGCGUCAAGCGUGACCGCAGGCGGCGGUCGCGCGAGCUCAACGGGGAGAAGAUCAGCUACCCACAGUCGCAAGACAAGGCUCAAGGGGGCUACGAUGCGCCCACGGCGUACGGCGCGAACGGCUAUCCUCAAGAUAUCAAGGGGCCGCUGUCGCCGGCGCGCACGAGCACGAGUAGCAGGUAUCCUGAUACCGCGGGUGGUGGAGGAAACGGAGGAGGUAUCGGGUAUGCGACCAGCUACGAUGACCGCGCGCCGACGAUCCUGGAUAACCCGCCGCCGGCUGCGGCGCGCAAGACGAACCAGUUCACGCUGUUCCCGAAGUCGACGCCAGUGUCAGGAGCGGCCGUUCCGCAGUCUGGAGGCUCGAGGAAUUCCAUUCCGCCGAGUCUGCAGACGUGGCUGAAGGCGGGCACCGUGAGUCCCUUCGGGACGCUGGACCGGAACCAAGCGCCGCAACGGACCAUGUCACCGGCGUGGCCGCUCGAGAGACCAGCAGGAGCCGGCGUUGUCAAUGCCGCGCGGCCGGGGACCUCUGGGCUCCCGAGCGGCGUGCAGCCGAGGAGGUUGCCCCUGAGAAACGACUGA